AUGCCUCGUAAUCCGUUCUCGUCUUCGUCCGCGACGGCUCCUAUCCCUAUCGACGCUCCGCGCAAACGCUCACCUUCUUCCUCUCGCAACACUGCUGCUAAGGUGGCCCAGUUCUUCUCCUCAUCACCGAAAGCUGCAUACUCCCUUCCGGCCCAUCUUUCGGCCUCUGCCUCUCUCCUGGCUGCUCAGGAGCAGAACAACGCCCGUAGCCUCUCCCCUUCGGUGUCUUUGCCAACUAUCUCCCUUUCAACUGCUACUGCGGAUAAAUUGUCAGAUACCCCUACAAUGCUGUUUUCACCCCCUUCUCCGGAAGCUGCGAGGAAGCUGGCGAGAGAGCAUGCACAGUUUGGUCCCUUAGGCCACGCAAGCCAUAAGUGCAUCUCACAGCACCCCAAAGGAUCACCGGUAGAGGAUUCUGUUGAGGAUGAACCGCCGUACUACUUUUUGCUUACGACGUACAUCUCGUAUCUCGUAUUGAUUGUAUUCGGACACGUUCGGGAUUUCUUCGGCAAGAGGUUCAAGGAUCAGAAUUACAAGCAUCUGAAGGCUCAGAAUGGCUAUGCAGCUUUGAACAGUGACUUUGACAACUUCUACGUUCGGCGAUUGAAGAUGCGGAUCAGCGAUUGCUUCGCCCGUCCCAUUACUGGUGUUCCGGGCCGUUUCAUUACCCUGUUGGACCGCGUGUCUGAUGAUUUCAACCUUACAUUCAAACUUACCGGUACACAAACUGAGGCAUUGAAUAUGAGCUCGUACAACUACCUUGGAUUUGCCCAAUCAGUAGGCCCCUGUGCAGAUGCUGUGGAGGAUAGCAUCAGACGCUAUGGAAUGUCCUCUGCGAGCUCUCGUGUCGAUGCGGGUACCUCGGACCUCCAUACCGACGUGGAAAAGCUGGUUGCCGAUUUCGUUGGAAAGCCUUCUGCAAUCAUUUUCUCCAUGGGUUAUGUUACAAACUCGACUGCCUUCUCUGCCUUAGUUGGAAAGGGAUGCUUGAUUAUUUCUGAUGAGUUGAAUCACGCCUCCAUUCGUUUUGGCGCUCGUCUUUCCGGUGCCGUGAUUGGAAUGUUUAAGCACAACGAUAUGAAUGACUUGGAGCGUCUUUUGAGGGAACAAAUUUCUCAGGGUCAGCCGAGGACACACCGCCCCUGGAAAAAGAUUCUUGUUGUCGUUGAAGGUCUUUACUCGAUGGAGGGAACCAUGUGCAAUCUUCCAGGAUUGUUGGAACUCAAACACAUCUAUAAGUUUAAUCUGUUCAUCGACGAGGCCCACUCUAUUGGUGCAUUGGGUCCAAGGGGCCGUGGUAUCUGUGAUUACUUUGGCAUUGAUCCCUCCGAAGUUGAUAUUCUUAUGGGAACUUUGACUAAGUCUUUCGGUGCCAACGGUGGAUAUAUUGCUGCGGAUAAGCAUGUCAUUGAUAAGCUCCGGAGUUCUCACGCGGGUAGUGUUUAUGGCGAGUCACCAGCACCCCCAGUCUUGAUGCAAAUCUCAUCAUCUUUGCGUAUCAUCUCUGGAGAACUCGUUCCUGGUCAAGGCGAAGAGCGUCUGCAGCGUCUGGCCUUCAACUCUCGGUACCUUCGCCUAGGUUUAAAGCGUCUAGGAUUCAUUGUCUAUGGCCAAGACGAUUCGCCUAUUAUUCCUGUCAUGCUGUAUAACCCUGCAAAGAUUCCUGCCUUUUCACAUGAGAUGUUGCGGCGAAAAAUCGCUGUCGUCGUCGUUGGAUACCCUGCCACCCCACUUGUUAGCUCAAGAGCUCGAUUCUGCGUUUCUGCUGCCCACACCAAGGACGAUCUGGAUAGGCUUUUGACUGCUUGUGACGAGAUUGGCGAUGUUUUGCAACUCAAGUUUUCCAGUGGCAUUGCUGGUGGUGCUGUUCCACUACCGCCGGGAGUCACCCGCGAAGACGAGAAGGAGAUGAGGAAAAAGGGAAUUGUAUCACCACCUAGAUGGCCACUGGAGGAGGUUCUUAAGCGAGGUGUGAAGGACGUUCAGUCUCCGUUAAGAUAA
Molecule: messenger RNA, 2001 nt
Organism: Morchella importuna
Lineage: Eukaryota; Fungi; Ascomycota; Pezizomycetes; Pezizales; Morchellaceae
Exons: 2
Coding region: 1-2001 (666 amino acids)
Biological process (GO): ceramide biosynthetic process; sphingosine biosynthetic process
Cellular component (GO): serine palmitoyltransferase complex
Molecular function (GO): serine C-palmitoyltransferase activity; pyridoxal phosphate binding
Source: RefSeq, a predicted model, not a curated record